CCUGGACAAAGAUACAAAUUAUCCAACUGUACAGAACUCAUCUGUAAGGGAGACAACAAGGUAGAAGUAAUUCCAACGCACUGCCCACCUGCAAAGGAAAUUACCUGUGCAAACAAAUAUCCAGCAAUACUGGUACCUGAUGAAAACGGCUGCUGUUACAAAUAUGAGUGUCAAUGUGUGUGCAGUGGAUGGGGUGAUCCUCAUUAUAUUACUUUUGAUGGAACUUACUAUACUUUCCUUGAAAACUGCACUUAUGUCCUGGUGAAACAGAUUAUACCCAAAUAUGACAACUUCCGUGUUUACAUUGACAAUUAUUACUGCGAUGCAAGAGAUGGACUUUCCUGCCCUAAAUCCAUUAUUAUUUUCUACAAAUCUGCAGAAGUGGUGCUGACCCGUAAACUCAUGAAUGGUGUGAUGACCAAUGUGAUGUACUUCAACCAAAAGACUGUCAAACCAGGCUUCAAAAAAGAUGGCAUUUCUUUCUCCACACUUGGCAUCAAUAUGAUUGUUGAAAUACCAGAGAUUGGUGCAACCAUCACCUUUAGUGGACUAAUUUUCUCGGUGAAACUCCCAUACAGCAAAUUUGGCAACAACACCGAAGGACAGUGUGGAACAUGUACAAAUAAUAAGUUAGAUGAAUGCCGCUUACCAAGUGGUAAGAUCAUUUCUUCCUGUCCCCAAAUGGCUCCUCAAUGGAUCGUUGGUAACAAGUCGUCAUGCCAUGGAAUACCAGGACCACCUGGAACCACACCUUCACCAAAGCCUCAGUGUGAAACACCUCCUCUCUGCAACCUUAUCUGGAGCGAGGUUUUUGCAGAAUGCCAUGCCGUGAUACCACCAGAACCAUUUUUCAAAGGCUGUGUUUUUGAUGGAUGUCGUAUAUCCAAUGAAUCCGCGCAGUGUGCCAGUUUGGAGAUAUAUGCUACAGAGUGUGCUGCUAGAGGAGUCUGCAUUGACUGGAGAGGAAAGACCAACAAUACAUGCCCAUAUAACUGUCCAGCAAGCAUGCUAUACAAGCCAUGUGGGUCCAUUAAUCCUGCUACCUGUGACCCAAGCCUUGUUGAGCUUCCUGGCUAUGGAGUAACUGAAGGAUGUUUCUGUCCUGAAGGAAAGACACUCAUAAGUAAAGACAGCAACACCUGUGUCUCUGAAUGCUCUUGUAGAGAACCAAAUGGAGCAUCCAGACAGCCAGGCGAAAAAUGGACAAAAGAUUGCCAGGAAUGUGUCUGUGACAAAAAUAAUCUUGAAGUGCACUGUACAAAACACAAAUGUUCUCUGACACAGCAAGUAUUUUGUGAUGAACCAGGUUACAUGCCUGUUCAGAUACAGAUACCGGAAGAUCCAUGCUGUACCAAGACCGAGUGUUACUGCAACACUACCCUCUGCCCUAAGGUCACACCCCAGUGCAUAGUGGGACAGGAAGUAGUCACGAUAAUGCAGCCUGGAAAAUGCUGUCCUACCUUUGAAUGCAGACACGGCUGUGUAGUCAAUGAAACCUACUAUGCAGGUUUUAAGUAUACGAAGAAACCUGGAGAGUGCUGCGGCACAUGCAAGGCAGUGGCUUGUGUGCUGACUGUGGGAGACAACAUUACACGUGUGCUCCAAGUUGGAGAAUUCUGGAACCCACCAGGUGAUAACUGUACAACUCACACAUGUGAAAAAUAUGGUGACCUGUUCAUUCAAGUCAUGUUAAAGAAAAGCUGUCCUCCCUUUAACCCUGAUGACUGUGAUCCAGAUGACAUCAAGCUAUCCGAUGAUGGCUGCUGUAAAGAGUGCCAAAACAACCUGAAGAGUUGUAUGAAGCACAAUACUACUACUGUCAUCAAAUAUCAUGGAUGUGUAUCUCCUGCACCUGUUGAGAUGACAUACUGUGAAGGAAGCUGUGAUGCUUACUCACGAUAUUCUCCAGAGGCGAACACGAUGGAACAUAAAUGCUCAUGUUGUCAGGAAAUCAAGACCAGCCAGAGAAAGGUGACUCUGACGUGCAGUGACGGAACCUACCUUGAUCACUCAUACACCUAUGUGGAUAAAUGCAGCUGUGUGAGCACUGACUGCAUUCCCCAAGUCGGCACCCAACAGGCAACAAACCAGAUAAAGGCCUCUCAGGGAAAAGUGAAUGUCUAA
Molecule: messenger RNA, 2124 nt
Organism: Pelecanus crispus (Dalmatian pelican)
Lineage: Eukaryota; Metazoa; Chordata; Aves; Pelecaniformes; Pelecanidae
Source: RefSeq, a predicted model, not a curated record